AUGGAUGAUAAUAUUUUAGAUAUAUUUGUUGGAAAUGAAGAAAUAAGUGGUACUAUAUUAGAAAAAUUUAAAGAUCAACCUGAUAAUAUGGUUAGAGUAGCAUUGGUGACACUUGUAAAUUCCUAUACAAAGAUGUUAACAAUUCGUUUGAAUAGAGACGUUGCAUAUUCGAUAUACUCUGGCUAUAAAGAUGGUUUCCCUCAUUCUGGUGGUAUCAAUUAUAGUUCAGUGUCAUUCCCAAUUGAUCCUACGAAACCAAAUGUACUCUUUUCAUUCUGGAAGGCAAAGGAUCUAGGUUUGCUCGAACGUAUCACCGAUAGAAAUUAUCCAACCAGUCAAAUCUUUGAGAAAUUGAUUGAAUCUUUCAUAACAUUGAUAAAUAUGUCUGUCUCUGUAUUCUUUGAUCUCUCGGGGAUUCAAGCAUCUGGUUUUAAAAAUUCGAAUAAAUGUUAA
This is a messenger RNA of Heterostelium album PN500, 453 nucleotides long. RefSeq lists its product as uncharacterized. The record is from RefSeq and is a predicted model, not a curated record. Bases 1 to 453 code for a protein of 150 amino acids. The transcript has 4 exons. Lineage: Eukaryota; Evosea; Eumycetozoa; Acytosteliales; Acytosteliaceae.